AUGAGUAGCCGGUCAAUGCAUAAUCGUUUAGAAGUUUUACGAAAUGGGCAAGAUGUUUCAUUUAGAAGUUUGCACAGCUCUGGCGUUACGCAUCAACAAAUACCUAAUCUUGAUGGUGACAAUGAAUCUCACAAAUCGGAUUCAUGGGUAGACUUGGCUAAUCCGUCGUCCCAAACUUCUCUGAUGAGUAUAAACGCUGGUGAUAAUGGUAGUGUUGUAUUGGUUGAUAGCGAUGAAGUGGAUGUGACCAGUGAUAACACCAUGGCUGGUGAUGGUGGUAAUGGAACUCCAGUUAGUCAUCUCAGUCCUAUCAGUUCCUGCGGUGCUCUCAUUGAUUUGACUGUUGACGGUGGAUUAUAUCAAAGUGGCGAUGCGAUGACAGCGCAUAGUUACGGUUACAGUGGAUCCAGUCGUAACGCUGUUGCGAUUAUUGGGAUGAGUACAUUCGCUUUAAGGACCAAAAGGACUGCUGAAUGGCUAGAGAGUUACAAUAGCCGACCGGAGAAAAAUAAUCUUCAUCUUUCAUCACCGGUUUCAACACCUCCAAAUAGUCUUGUUCUUGGGUUGGAUGUUGGCGAACUCAGCCAGAGCAGUUUUUGUGAUGACGAUGAAGUAUUUAGUUUUCCAGAGGCUGCAUAUUUCUGCAAAUGCCAGAAGUUGAUGUCCGUGAAACAAAGAUUCAAUGGCAAGAAAAAAUGGAUUUUUAGUGGAUUGCGUGGACUAACUGGUAAUGGUUGUCGUGCAUUGGUACUAUGCUUAGUAACUAAUUUAGUUACUCUUGCAAUUGGUUUUGCUGUUGGAUUGACGAUCGGUCGAAAACUAUCUAUACUGUCGCACUUUAAACAUCGCUGUAUUUUCGAUCUUAAUUAG
This is a messenger RNA of Thelazia callipaeda (thelaziosis nematode), 870 nucleotides long. Lineage: Eukaryota; Metazoa; Nematoda; Chromadorea; Rhabditida; Thelaziidae. The record is from the annotation of a GenBank genome assembly.